AUGUUACGUGAAAACACACUCAUGGAGGAAUUGAUCAACUAUAUCAUUGCUCUUCAACUAGCUCAGGAAGCUGCUCCCGUAAGGACUUGGGAACUAGCGCAGGAAGCUGCUCCCGUAAGGACUUGGGAAGUUCUUGGUGAUGGGGAUUCAUCGAGUGGCACUGCCAAUGUAGGAGAGAAGUCAAAGUCAAAGGGUAAAGGAAUAAAAAUUGAAGAGAAGAAUGCAUCUCCAGACUUUGUUGACAGAGGGAAGAAACGUCAAAGACCCCGACAUAUGGGAGGCUCAAGUUCGAUGAUGGAAACCCUGAGGAUGCAAGAUGAGCCUGGACAUGAGGGAGGCUCAAGUUCGAUGAUGGAAACCCCGAGGAUGCAAGAUGAGCCCGGACAUGUGGGAGGCUCAAGUUCGAUGAUGGUAACCCCGAGGAUGAUGCAAUAUGAGCCCGGACAUGUGGGAGGCUCAAGUUCGAUGAUGGUAACCCCGAGGAUGAUGCAAGCUGAGCCCGGACAUGUGGGAGGCUCAAGUUCGAUGAUGCUAACCCCGAGGAUGCAAUAUGAGUCAAAACGGAGAGCAUCCGAGUUCCCCAGUGCAAUGCAGCCAAGUUUGUCGAGGCGAAGACCUUAUUUCUUCUACGCAAACCUGGGAGAGCUGUCUUUCGAAUGGUGGUGUAAGGUCUCUAAGUUCCUGUUUGAAAUUCAACCAGUGAAUGUGGAUACUAGUAUGUUCUCAGGGUUUCACAGGAAAGAAGUAUACGUGCAUGACCUCCCAACUGAAAACCGGUGCGGUAUACUCACACAGCCAAAAUUAAGUAUGUUUGAUGAAAAAAACCCUGACAAGUUAGAGUACCUCAUGGGGUAUCCGCCGUACCACACUGCUGGUGUAAAGUUGGCAGAAAGAUUAAAGUUGCUUGAUUAUUGCUUCCAAACCGAUACAUUGGGUUACCACAUCUCAGGGAUCAAGGCCCAGUUUCCUGAUGGGGUAAGACUUCUAUCACUCUUCAGUGGAGUCGGUGGUGCUGAAAUCGCCUUAAGCCGCUUGAGGAUUCAUCUGAGAUGUGUUACUUCGAGACAAACCGGACAGCUCGUGCAGAUUGAAGAUAUCGCUAGCGUAAGGACAAAGACGCUGGAGGAUUUGGUGGAGAGGUUUGGAGGUUUUGACCUGAUCAUCUGUCAAAACCCACCAGCACCAGCUGAUCUCUCUGAAGAAAGCUCGGAAACCAAAGCCUGUGCAUUUCAGUAUCUGCUGUUCCAAGAGUGCGUUCGCAUCAUAAGGCGUGUCAGAGAUGUGAUGGAGUUAUAA
Molecule: messenger RNA, 1296 nt
Organism: Thlaspi arvense
Lineage: Eukaryota; Viridiplantae; Streptophyta; Magnoliopsida; Brassicales; Brassicaceae
Source: the annotation of a GenBank genome assembly